Talaromyces rugulosus is the source of this 510-nucleotide messenger RNA. RefSeq lists its product as uncharacterized. The record is from RefSeq and is a predicted model, not a curated record. Gene Ontology annotation, molecular function: electron transfer activity; succinate dehydrogenase activity. Gene Ontology annotation, biological process: mitochondrial electron transport, succinate to ubiquinone; tricarboxylic acid cycle. The transcript is spliced from 3 exons. The coding region runs from base 1 to 510 and encodes 169 amino acids. Gene Ontology annotation, cellular component: membrane. NCBI's taxonomy places the organism in Eukaryota, Fungi, Ascomycota, Eurotiomycetes, Eurotiales, Trichocomaceae.
AUGCUGACCAAAACUGUGCCGCGGACACACCUCCACUGUCUCCGCCCUCUCAUCCUACACGCCACAUUCACUCACUCCGCAAUCAAUGCUAACCAAAAAGCGAAAACCCCCCUCGAACAACAACGCCUCCGCCGCCCCGUCUCCCCACAUCUCACAAUCUACAAAUGGGAAUACCAAAGCCUAGCCUCUAUCCUACAACGUUUCUCCGGCAUGGCGUUUUCCGGCGGACUAUAUGCGUUUGCAACAGCUUAUCUACUUUUGCCAGCUGCAUGUGGUAGUACAGUCGACACUGACAGUCUCGUAAACAUGGUGGCCGGAUUACCGGAAAGCGUCAAAACCGGCGCGAAGUUUCUGGUCGCGUGGCCGUUUACGUAUCAUGCCGUGAAUGGGGUGAAGCAGCUGGCGUGGGAUCAGGUGAUUGGCAUGAGAGACAAGAAAAUGAUUAGGCUAGUUGCGAGGGGGGUUGCUGGGGUGAGUUUUGUGGGUGCGUUGGUGUUGGUAGUAUUGUAG